Molecule: messenger RNA, 471 nt
Organism: Penicillium cinerascens
Lineage: Eukaryota; Fungi; Ascomycota; Eurotiomycetes; Eurotiales; Aspergillaceae
Exons: 2
Coding region: 1-471 (156 amino acids)
Source: RefSeq, a predicted model, not a curated record
AUGGCGGAAGUUCUCGAGGUUGGGAAUUGUCUGCAGGUAGACACUCGAAUCACACGGCAAUUGUCUCCCGCAAAUGAAAAGACGCUGAGCUCGGACGGAACGAACGAAACGAGCAAUCAAGAUGAAGAUCUACCUCGGGUUGCAGACCAAAUUCCCGUUUCGGCAUGGCUUGUCAUACUGAUCAGUACACUCGAGCGCUUCGCCUUCUUUGGAAUUCGUGAACCAUUCCGUGAGUGUAGGUGGCAUAUGAUUUUCAUCUUCCCGUCCAUUGACCUCAGCGCAGAAAAUUAUCUUCAGAAUCAGCGACAUGAUCCUUUGCGACCCGGCGCACUCGGAUUGGGCCAGAGCAAGGCUAGUAAUCUAUCAUACAUGUUUUCGUUUCUGCUAUACACCAUGCCGCUAUUCGCUAGCGUUAUUAUUGAUUGCUUCCUCGGGCGCUAUCGAGGGAUCCUGUUUUUCUUAUGGGCAUAG